CUUGUAAUAUUACAAUUCGAAUACAAAUCAAUUGCCAAUUGAUCAUUCCAAUGACUGGUUGUUUAUCAUCAUCAUUGAUCAAUCGAUCAUGAUUCAAUUUAUUGUUGUAUUGUUUUCUACAAUGUUAAUCAUUAUGGAUCAAUCGGCUAUGGGACAGCGACGACAAUUAUUAAUAGCUGAUUCGAAUAAAAAUAUUCCAGCUCAAUCACAUCAGGUUGAAUAUUUACAAUUUAUGCGUUCAACAUAUGGAAAACAAAAUCUGACUGAAAUUGCUGAAGAAUUGGGAUUAAAAAAUUAUGAACAAAAUUUUACCGAAUUUCAGAAACAAUAUGAUAAACGUUAUUACGAUGGUGAAGACCUCGAACUACGUCGUGCCAACUUUCUGUAUUCAUUGAAAAUGGUCAAAGAUAAUGAAAAUGAUUUUAAAACUGGUAGAGUUCCUUACCGUUUGAAAAUAAAUAAGUUUGCUGAUUUUGGAAUGAAUGAAAAAAUAUUUAUCAAUCAAAAAUUAUUGACAGCCAAACAUGAAACGGCCAAUAAACCGAUACCAUUCACGAAUAAUAAAAUGUCCACGAAUGUCGUUCGAAAAAUAAAUAAAACAUCGAUCACAUUUCCGGCACAAUUUGACUGGCGUUCACAAAGUAUGGUUACACCGAUUGAAGAUCAAGGACAAUGUGGUUCCAGUUGGAUAUUCGCCGGUGUUGGACUAGUUGAAAGUGCCAAUGCAAUUGCAGGCAAUCCAUUAGUUGUUCUAUCGAAACAACAAGUAUUGGAUUGUGUAUUACCUCCAUUCUAUCUAAGUGAUGGUUGUAAUGGUGGUAUGUUAGAUGAUAUAUUUCAUUAUACAAAACAAGUUGGUCUAACCAUGGAAAAAACUUAUCCAUAUAAGGGCAAACAAGAAGAAUGUCAUCAAGUAUUGGGCGAAUGGCGUGAAUGGAUUUAUCGUUAUAAUUAUCUUCCAUUAAAUUCAACCGAUGAAAUGAUCAUGUGGUUCAUUUACAAUAAAGGUCCUGUCGCUGCAUUGAUAAAUGCUGGUGAUCGUCAAUUUCAGCUAUACAGUGGCGGUAUUUUGACCGAUGGUGGUGAUCGUGGUCUUGAUGGUCAACAUAAUCAAUAUGUACAGAUUAUCGGUUGGGGUAAUGAUAAUGGAUUAGAUUUUUGGAUGGUCAAAAAUAGCUGGGGCCGUGAUUAUGGUGAAAGUGGCUAUGUCAAAAUGAUUCGUGGCGUGAAUAAUCGUGGAAUCAAUACGGUUGUUGCAUAUGUGGAAGCAUUGCCAAUUCGACAACCUGAACCACCGAGACCGACUACAGAAAAACCGGAACCUGGUACCGGCAUGACUAUUCAACAUUCAAUCCCACUAACAACAUUAAUGCUUUCAAUUGAUAUCAAUGGCGAUUCAAGUUCUUUAACACCGACAAAUCUUGCCGAAAUUGUGAGAAUUUUCGUCCAAUUUUUAGUUGCCAUUUUCAAUGCAUUUCAACGAAUUUUCGCACAAUCACCAAUGCUUCGUAAUGAUGUCAUGUAUAAAAGUUGGAGUGAUCAAGAUUUUGCCUAUAAUCCUAACAUUAGCUUUGAAAAAGUUCUCCAAGAUCGUAAGGAAAAAUUCAAUCAGAUUUUCAAUACGGUACAAAGGUUCAAACGAGGAGCGGGAAAAACAUUCAACAUGGAUGAUUUUAGUCAAGAAAAUGUGGAAAAUUUACUGGAACAAUUUCUCAAGAAUAUCAAUGGUUUAACACGAAUCAAAAGAAAUGUUGAACAAUUUAUCAAUCGUGGACAAUUCGAUAAUAAUGCUAUUGAAAAAUUAUUGAACGAUUAUGUUUCAGCAAUGAAACAAAAAUGA
This is a messenger RNA of Dermatophagoides farinae (American house dust mite), 1840 nucleotides long. NCBI's taxonomy places the organism in Eukaryota, Metazoa, Arthropoda, Arachnida, Sarcoptiformes, Pyroglyphidae. The record is from RefSeq and is a predicted model, not a curated record.